UGCCAAAAAUAACGGUUUCUAGAGAAAAACCACAGUCGUCUGAUUCUGAUAUCAUCUCUCUCUCUCCAAUUGUGUGUUCCUCUUCGAGUCUUCUCUUUUUUUCUCUCUUUUUCUUUCUCUUUCUCUUAUUAGGUUAUCAUUCAUCGCAUUCUUCCUUCCAAGGGUUUCGUUGCUCUUAAUCUCGAUAGGAGGUUGCUUCUAUUCGGUUUUUUAAAAUUUAAUUUGUUGCAUAUGGAUGAAAGAUGUUCGUUAGAAGUGAGGAAGAUAUUGUUUUUCUUCAUAUUUGAAUAGUGUUCUGCUGAAAUAUUAUUCCUUUGUGUCAAUGGCUGCUGAUCAGAGGAGGAAACGAGUAAAUGGGGCAAGCAGUAUUGGUUAUGGUUCUAGAGAGCAACAGAGGACCAAAAGAAAGAAUCUGGGUCUAGUUCAAAAUGACAUGAGAUCCCAUGUCUCUGUUGAAUGGGAUGGAAACCAGAAAAGAGUUGUUGCCAAGCGCGAACAAAUUGGUAUCAGUUGGAGACAAAUGAAACCGUUUGUCAGUUAUGUUUCUAAUGACCAUAAAGUAUUGGCAGAUGCAUUUACAGUGCCUCACGAAAUUUUUGAAUUGGAUAAUUUAAGUGAAGUGCUUUCAUACGAGGUUUGGAAGACCCAUCUUUCAGAAAAUGAGAGAAACCAUCUUAUGCAGUUUCUUCCUAGAGGCAUAGAGCCACAUCAAACUGUGGAAGAUUUACUAGCUGGGAUUGACUUUGACUUUGGAAAACCCUUUUUGAAUUGGGGUGCUUCAGUUUGUUCCGGUGAUCUUCAUCCAGAUAUAAUUGUUGACCGGGAACAGCAUGUGAAGUCUGAAAAAAGAGCAUAUUACACACAGUUACAUAAUUAUCACAACAAUAUGAUAGGUUUUCUAUCUAAGUUGAAGGAGAGGUGGCAAAGCUGCAGAGAUCCAGAAAAGGAAAUUGUGCAAAAGAUGCGGAGGCCAAAGCAUGUUCAGAAAAGAAUGCCCUCAAAUGUGAAUGAAUCUAGAGUUAAUGAUCAUGAUGGGAAUGUCGCAGUGACAUCGGAGUCAUGCUCCUGGGAUGCAGAGGAGAGAGCAUGUAGUAGUGACUACCUAAUUUCUUCGAUGAGAAAGGAUGAUAAGCUUCAGAGAAAGGUGCUUGAAAAAGUCAAUGUGAAAGGUAAAUCCAGAAAUUUGAUGCUUUCUUCAGAUGACAUGCACAUUAAGGAAGAAAAGCCCAAGAAAGGAGACAAAGUACUAAAUCGUAACAUUCAUUUUAUUGACAGCGACCAAUACAUGUCCUGUAUCAAGAUUAGUAGGCAGCAGCAUGAACUUGUCAAGAAUAUGAAGCAGUCUGGUAAAAGCAUCCAGUCUAAGUCUCUUAACCGUGUUUUGGGAAAUCUCAACAACAUCCAUGUGCAGCCAUACAAAGUAUUUGUCAAGGAAGAGCAGAAGAAGUUGCAUGAACAUUGGUUGCAAUUGGUGAUCAAAGACCUCCCUGUGGCAUAUGCAAACUGGAUGCAGAGACAGAAACAAAGACAUGCAAUGCGGAAUUCUUUGAUGGAAGAAAUGGAGGACAAAUCAAAUCCAAUCUUUGAGGAAGAGGAUAAUGUGAGCAUUGGGAGGGAGCUUCAGGAUCAGGACGAUGCCAUGAGUUCGGGAAGCAACCCUAGGGGUCAGAAUGAGGACGAUAUAAGCCCAGUAGACGAACAUAGGGAUCAGAAUGAAGAUGUGAGCUCAGGGAGUGAACUUCAGGAUCAGAAUGAAGAUGUGAGCUCAGGGAGUGAACUUCAGGAUCAGAAUGAAGAUGUGAGCUCAGGGAGUGAACUUCAGGAUCAAGAUGAGGAAAACAUGAGCUCAGGGGAUGAGCUUCCGAAUAUGGUGGAGGGUGGAGAUCUAAAUGAUCUGUCUAACUUGAAAGAUGACGAGGAUGCUAUUGUUAGGGUUGCAGAGAACCGGUCCCCACAUAAUCCUUACUCUAGUUGUGAUGACGAUUUCAAUCAAGUGAGUGUGGAUUCAGAAAAUAAUAUUGGUUUAUCAAAAUCGGAUGAAGAUACUUCACCAAAUAAAGAGGAGUUUCCUAGGAAUAUGACCACUCAGGAUGUUUCUACUAACGAAGGGGUGCCUUUCGCUUCUGGAAGUGAUGUCUGGCAAACAGAUGAAUUGCCCCAUCCAUACUAUGACUCUGCUGUGACUCACGAGUACACAGCUAAUGGGUUAUCAUUGGCUGAAUCUCAAGUCAAUGAAGAGCAAAGAACCCAUGUGAUUGAUCUUGAAGCUGAUUUGCGUCAAGAAGAGACAGGUAAAGGGCUGUUACAUGGGCAUUUGGGUAAUAGGACCUUCGAUUCUUAUGAAAGCCAGGAUCGAAGUGCCUUAAUUGAUUCUCUCUUCAAGGGAGAGGAGCUGUUAUCAUAUCAUCAUCAUGAACAAAAAGGAGCUGAGUUGGACUUCCAACCUUCCAACAAUGUUAUGAUGGGGGAUGACCAAUAUUCUGGUCAUUUCAAGGAGCCCUUGCAAAUGUCACUGACAUUGGACCCAGGGCAGAGUAAAGCUGCCGAGGUUUUCAUGCCAGAAGGCACGUCACAGAACAUUCAUUCCAAUGCAGGAGGAAGGUACUUAAUCCCCAGGCAAAAUCCAUUCAUCCCUAGGCAAGAUCCAUUGGCUGCAGUCAAUUUAACUGAUUGGGCUGCUAAUACUUCUCGCAUGGCAGCACCAUCCCAAUCUCAAUUGAAUGCAGGAGAUUUUAUCGGUCAUCAUUGGACCCCGGCUGAGCAUCACGUUCGUGGUGGCUGGAAUGGAUCUUAUGGCAGUAGCCUUUCAAGUCAAAGUAUUGGUACUGGACCCAACUCUGAUCAGAACUUAUUUACUAUUCUAUCGCACUGUAACCAAUUACGGUCUGGUAGUUCUUAUGAUUCAGUCAGAAAUAGUGACCAGUUUCUUGCACCAAGAACUUAUGGAGUAGAUGCAAGCACUACCAGUGUGAAUGCUACUGCUGCACCACAGGCUUCCCUUCCAUUAGAUUACUUUGCUGGACGUGAGUCGGCGGCACCUGGUGGAGUGGUGCCUGAUGACAUGACAUGGAUGAAUUUGCAACAUCCGAAUUCUGCGUUAAAUGAUCAAAUGGGAAAGCCGUAUUUAAGGUCAUGGAACCGGUAAUGGAUGUUCUACUUUCACCCCAUAUGUGAUAGCAUUUUGUGAUUUAGCAAGAUCCUUAGAAGCUUGGUAUACACCCUUAGAUGAGAAGGUUUCUGUACAUACCUAUACCAACAAACACCAUGUACAUAUCUAUCUAGAUAUUAGAUGGGAAGGAAAGAAGCCAAGGGAAAGGGGUUAAGAUAUAAAGCUUCAAGAAUUUCAUGUUGUUAAUCAAGUUACAUAUUUGAUUCUUAAUUUUUUAUUUAUUUUUCCCUGUUUCUAGAGAGACAUUCUUUAAUAAUUUGGAAGUUGAGAAAUUCUGGAGGCUUGUGCCUCUAUCUUGAGUCAUA
This is a messenger RNA of Cicer arietinum (chickpea), 3474 nucleotides long. RefSeq lists its product as uncharacterized. The record is from RefSeq and is a predicted model, not a curated record. NCBI's taxonomy places the organism in Eukaryota, Viridiplantae, Streptophyta, Magnoliopsida, Fabales, Fabaceae. Gene Ontology annotation, cellular component: Ino80 complex.